Engraulis encrasicolus (European anchovy) is the source of this 2755-nucleotide messenger RNA. RefSeq names its product HDGF like 2 (gene hdgfl2). NCBI's taxonomy places the organism in Eukaryota, Metazoa, Chordata, Actinopteri, Clupeiformes, Engraulidae. Gene Ontology annotation, molecular function: histone H3K9me2/3 reader activity; histone H3K27me3 reader activity. Bases 185 to 2107 code for a protein of 640 amino acids. The transcript is spliced from 16 exons. The record is from RefSeq and is a predicted model, not a curated record.
AGCUCGGGCUCGCAUGUCAGGUUACCGGAAAUACCGCCUUCUUACCCACAGUUCUCUUUCAAAGCAGCUCGCAUUUGAUAUUUUAUAAACUACACAGUGCGGAGGUCUUGCUUUGAGGUAGAAAUUUUAUAGUAUUGCCGUUGAACGCACAUCGCAUCAAAAAAGGCGUGGAAGUACAAACGAAAUGCCGCACAAUUUCCAGCCUGGCGACCUAGUUUUCGCAAAAAUGAAGGGGUACCCCCACUGGCCUGCCCGGAUUGAGGAUGUGGCAGAUGGGGCAGUGAAACCUCCACCAAACAAGAUUCCAAUUUUCUUCUUUGGCACUCAUGAAACUGCCUUCCUUGCGGCAAAGGAUCUGUUUGCGUUUGAGAAGUACCGUGACCGCUUUGGCAAGCCAAAUAAACGAAAAGGCUUCAAUGAAGGAUUGUGGGAGAUCCAAAACAACCCGCAUGCUUCCUACAGUACCCCUGCACCAGCAAGUUCCUCUGACACAGAGGACAAUGAUGCCGAGCCAAAAAGCGAUGCAGAGGAAGAUCGAGAGGCUGUACCAUGGAAUGCUGGAAGUGGCAGUGAAGAUUCCAACUCCGGGAGUGAGGAUCAAGGGAGAGGAGGGCUAAAGCGGAAAAACACAGAGUCGAAGCCAUUGUCGGCAAAGAAGGCUCGGGGGUCAUCCACGGAGAACACCAGGCAGCAAGGCGGCGGGUCCACCUCAGAGUCCGAGCCUGAGCCCUCUCCAUCUCCAUCAGAUUCGGACUCAGGAAAAAGCAGCGACCAGGAUUUUAAACCAGAGAAGAAGCCUGCUGGAAGAGGUGGCAGAAAGACAACAGCAAAAGGAAAAAAGGCGAAGCCCUCGGCGGACUCUGAUUCUGAUUCUGGGUCAGAGUCGAAUCAGAAAGGAGGUCAGUCUGACUCUGAUGAUUCCAAACCUCGCCCUGCAAUCUCUGGUUCUGAAUCGGCAUCGGGCUCCAAGUCUGAGUCUGACUCUGACGCACCUGCCCCUAAACGCGCCCAGGCAGCUAAGAAGGAAAAAAAACCUUCUAAACCACAAGCAAGGAAAAAGAAACCAGUACCAGAGAAGGCAUCAGACUCUGACUCUGACAGCGACAGUGGCAGUGACGUGGACCGCAUAAGCGAAUGGAAGAAGCGAGACGAGGAGCGCCGGCGUGAGAUGGAGGAACGCCGGAAAAAGGAGGAAUCGGAGGAGCUCCUGAGGCUCCGGGAGCGGGAGAAGGAGGAGGAGGAGAAGAAGAAGAAAGAGAAGGAGAAGGGUGGGAAAGCGGAGAGCAGCAGCAGCUCAGACGAGGGAGUAGACGACUACCCUCUGAAGAAGACCAAGAAGCCGCCUCCACCUCCGCGGCCCGCACCAUCUGACUCGGACUCACCCUCACCGAUCGAGAAGCAGCAGCCAAAAAAGAAGGGGCGAUCUGACAACCAGAAGAAAGAAAGGUGGAAGAAGGACAAAGAAGAAGAGAAAAAAGAAAAACAAAAGAAGAAGAAAGUACAACGUGCCGUGGAAAGACCAAAGCCUAAAGACAAACCAAAACGUAAACCAGAUCCACCGGAGAAAAAAAUUGAAAAGAAGAAGGAGCCCACUCCUGAGGAGCAGCUUCAGAAGCUCCACACGGACAUCAAAUUUGCACUUAAAGUCGAUAACCCGGACAUCCAACGUUGUCUGCAAGCACUGGCUGACCUGGAGGCAGUGCAAGUUACGAGUGCAAUCCUACAGAAGAACUCUGACGUCAUUGCAACACUCAAGAAGAUUCGGCGGUACAAAGCCAGUGCUGCCGUCAUGGAGAAGGCCAAUGAUGUUUACAACAAACUGAAACUUCAGUUCGUAGGAAAAGGUGAACCAACUGCAAAAGCUCUCCAAGAAAAUGAGAGCCAGAAUGAUGGUGACACAAAGCAUGAACUUCAAGAUGAAACACCAGUGAAUGGGGAGUCCGAAACUUCAAGAAAGAACACAGAAUGUAACCCAGAAUCUCUACAACAUGUUGAAGAGAGCCUUGAUCCUAGCAGGUCAGAAGAUACGUCUGAGAAGCCUGCUUCACCUGACGCCUCUACACACAGCCCUCCUGCAGACAAACAGCUUGUGGAAGAAGAGAGCUGAAGAUAUUUGUUGUCUUAUUUCGUUUAUUAGAUUGCAGUUUUUUCUCUCUGUGCAGUGAAGCUAAGAAGAGUCGAUGCAUACAUGAAUUUAUACAGUCCUUGUCUAUAGUCUGAUAUUUCCACCUUAAACCCUCAGAAUAGAAAAAAAGAAUGCUUAUAUAUAUACAUAUGCUUAUAUAUAAUGCGCACACACAUUGCAUGCCAGUUGUGUAUGGGUGACCAUCAUUCAUUCUUGUGUCCAAAUGUGUGUUUUUAUUUGGAAUUCCAAUAAUAUGCUGUCCUACAGGAAUAAAAUGAAGGACUGUUUUUUUUGUUUUGUUUUGUUUGUUUUUUUUAAAUGGGACUACUGUACAUUGGUUUGGCCAUAUUAGCUUUGAGUUUGUGUGACAAGACUUGUAUAAUACCUGUUCUGUGUCAUAUCUUAACAGGAUGCUGUGUAUACUGUUUUUGUCUGGUACACCUUUAAUGUUUUCUUCUCCGUAACUUCACAAGUCAAUUACGCAAAGUCUGUAUAAACACGAUACAAUGCUUUUUAAGGUGUAAGACUAUACACACAGUUUAGAUAGUGUUACUUUAAAAUAUGAUUGUAGUGUUGAUGUUUAUUUACAGCCUUUUGUAUUCCUAAUUGAAUAAAAUAAUGUAAAUGGUC